Messenger RNA from Punica granatum (pomegranate), 1251 nucleotides. The record is from RefSeq and is a predicted model, not a curated record. NCBI's taxonomy places the organism in Eukaryota, Viridiplantae, Streptophyta, Magnoliopsida, Myrtales, Lythraceae.
GAAGAAGAAGAAGAAGAAGAAGGAGAAGAAAACCUUUUUCCCUUUGCUUCCCUCUUUAAUUCUCUGUUUUCUCCAUAAUCAAUUCCUUCUCUCUGAUCAGUGCCCACCUCCCCUCCUCAUUACUCCCACCAUCCCCCCUCCCCACCCCUCAAUCAAACCCUUGAUCCGGAAUCUGCUAUAACAGCGACUAGAUCAACAAUCACUUCGCUCUCUGGCUUAGGAUUUCGGAGACAAGAUGAUCCAGCUCCUGUUCACGGUGAUACUCUUCGAGAUGGCCCUGACAUUGUCGUUCGUGUUCAAGACCCCGCUGAGGAAGCUCGUGAUCAUGGGGCUGGACCGGGCGAAGCGCGGGCGGGGUCCCCUGGUGGUCAAGACGGUGGCGGGUACCAUAGCGGUUGUCCUGUGUUCCAGCCUCUACAGCAUGGCGAAGAUCCGCAGCCGUUGGAUGAAUGAGGACGGCGGCGCGGCUAGCCCCAAUCCGACGGACCAGGUCCUUUUUGCAGGACACAUGCUCGAGUCCACUCUCAUGGGAGCCAUCCUUUUCCUUGCCCUGAUGAUUGACAGGCUUCAUCACUACAUGAGAGAGCUCCGCCUACGGAGAAAGAGCAUGGAAGCUGCUAAGAAGCGGGCCCAGACCCAAGGAGAUUCUGGAGAUGGGAAAAGUGGUGCUUCCGAUGAGCUCAAGAGCUUGGAGGGGGAGACGAAAGCCCUCCGGCUAAAGCUUGAGCAGCUCGAAUCAGAACUCGAGACGAAGAAGAAAGAUUUAUCUGCCGCUGAAGCAAAUGCAGUUGCUCUGAGCAAACAAUCUGAGGGUUUCCUUCUCGAGUACGACCGUCUGCUCGAGGAAAACCAAAAUCUAAGGAACCAGCUGCAGUCAUUGGAUCAGAGGUUCUCCCGCUCAGGUAGCAAGAAAAAUAUCUGAGGUUCGACUGCUUUUUGGGCACAUGUCACUGUUUAUGAUGGGUUGCAUUCUGCUUUUAUACCAAUAUAUGUUCCCGGUUCACUCGGAAUGGUACAGUUACUAAUCGAAAAGGAUUUGAUGAUGAGAGAGUGGGAAAAAUGGAAAUGGAAGAAACAGUUUAGGGAUACAAGUUCUUCAUGUGACUCAUACAAAUUGAGUUGUGAUGUUGUGAAUCGAUUUUUUGUUAAAGAGUGAUGACAAGUCCUACUGCACCGAUGUUUCUAAUUUGCCGUCAUUUUACUCUUGGAACUUUAUAUUUGUUAGGACAUUGGAUUCAAUUGUACCUUCAA